Molecule: messenger RNA, 804 nt
Organism: Rana temporaria (common frog)
Lineage: Eukaryota; Metazoa; Chordata; Amphibia; Anura; Ranidae
Product: olfactory receptor 1019-like
Exons: 1
Coding region: 16-804 (262 amino acids)
Biological process (GO): G protein-coupled receptor signaling pathway
Cellular component (GO): membrane
Molecular function (GO): olfactory receptor activity; G protein-coupled receptor activity
Source: RefSeq, a predicted model, not a curated record
AGCCCCCAUCUACGCAUGCCAAUGUAUAUCUUUAUAGUAAAUCUUUCAGUUAUUGACAUUGCUUCUACAUCAAACAUUUUACCAAAACUAUUAGCUAUAAUAUUAACAAAGGACAACACCAUCUCAUUUGUUGGAUGUAUAACUCAGAUGUAUUUCUUUGUGUCACUGACUUGUACGGAGGUCAUCUUGCUGGCAGCCAUGGCCUAUGACCGCUAUAUAGCCAUUUGCCACCCUCUUCAUUAUAUAAUUUUUAUGAGCUUGAGCCAUUGCGUUGGUCUGUCAAUUACUGCAUGGACUGUGGGUUUUUUGGAUCUCAGUGGGCAUGCUGUUUUAAUCUCUGAAUUAUCUUUUUGUUCAUCUCAUCUUAUUGACCAUUUCUUCUGCGACUUAACCCCACUGCUUAAGCUGUCCUGUAGUGAUACAUCUAAAAUCGAACUUUUAAACUACAUAGAAGGGACCAUACUUGGCAUUACAACAUUUCUACUUAUAAUAAUAUCAUACAUAUUUAUUAUCUCAUCUAUUCUCAAUAUAAAAUCUUCAGAAGGCCAGCAUAAAGCAUUUUCUACUUGUACUGCUCACCUGACUUGUGUGACUAUUUUUUAUGGGACAAUCAUGUGUUUAUAUAUGAGGCCCACUUCAAGUUACUCACCAAAACAGGACAAAUUUUUUGCCCUUCUGUAUGUAGUUUUGGUUCCGUUGAUCAACCCAAUUAUUUACAGCCUGAAAAAUGAAAGUAUAAAAAAAGCACUGAGACUAAAGAUAAAAAUGCUUAGAGUGUUAUAUACAAGAUACAAUUUUUUUUAG